Messenger RNA from Asterias rubens (European starfish), 7575 nucleotides. RefSeq names its product pre-mRNA-processing factor 40 homolog B-like. Gene Ontology annotation, biological process: mRNA cis splicing, via spliceosome. Gene Ontology annotation, molecular function: protein binding; RNA binding. The record is from RefSeq and is a predicted model, not a curated record. Bases 4235 to 7390 code for a protein of 1051 amino acids. Gene Ontology annotation, cellular component: U2-type prespliceosome; U1 snRNP. The transcript has 24 exons. NCBI's taxonomy places the organism in Eukaryota, Metazoa, Echinodermata, Asteroidea, Forcipulatida, Asteriidae.
GUGAGAAGACUGGUCUUUGACAAUUACCAAAGGUGUCCAGUGUCUUAAACUUGUACAGGUUUGUUAUUUCAUGGAUAUACUGUGUCACAAAAACUCUUCCAAAUUUUGGCUGCAAAUUUUGGCUGCAUGCUUUCAAGGAACGAUAUAUUGCUGUAGAGUUUUUAAAUUUCCUAGAAAUAUUUAUAUUAUGUGCAUGUCAUUUACAAAUAAUUGUAUAUUUAAAUGAGCUGCAAUAUGAUUGCUAUUUGGAAGAAUUUUUCAUAUUAUUCUUGUAUAAUUAUCAUAAAAGUACUGAUAUAUUACGACAGACAUUCUUAUAAAAUAAUUAAUAUGCUAAUUUAUGUAUUUGUUUUAAUCAUCUCAAAAUUAUUUGGUUGGCAUAUUUUGAUCAUCUAACUUAAAUGGAAAGUGAGAUAGGUUUCAGUUUUGAAAGCUAUAGAGUUGAUUUGGGGGGUUUUUCUUCAAAAUUUGUGUUUCUUUUUUAUGGGUUUUGUUGUUGUUUGUUGUUAUUGUUUUUGUUUGUUGGGGUGUCUUCAAAGGUUACUUGCAAUUUAACUUGUUGAGAAGUUCCUAGUUUUUUCCUUGUGAAAUAACAGAUCUUGUUUUGAAAGGCAGUUGACACAAUUUUUUUUUUAUGAUGUAUAAUGCUAAAAAAACACAUAUAUUUUGCUUUAAAAUAAAUUGAACGCCUUACAGUUAACUACAAUCAACAAACGUGACAUAGAGAAUAGCAUUACCUAAAAUAGGCUUGUAAGUGGACUUGAGUAAAUUCCUCUUUUAAUAUUUUCUUGCCAAAAGGUGUAUUGUUUUACAAUAUUUUGUUUACUUCACAUACCAAUUAUCUUCAUGUUUUUAAACAUCUUAUUGAAAUCAAUAAAUUUAUUCUCACUCAUAAUGAUUGUGACUGUCAACUUUUCAUAUAUCUUUUUUUGUUGUAACCAAAAGAAAAAAAAAUCAUUCUGAGUUUAAUUUGAAUGUCUGGUACCAUGACCUCUUUGUGCCUGAUCGCUAUUCAAUGCUGUUCAGUUCCAUUUCCUCAGACUAAAACAUUAACUGUUGCUUUUAGGGUCCAGUUGCAACAAAAUGGUUUCAUGGUAUUUUAGUUGUUGCCAGUUUCUGCUAAGUAAGAUUCACUUCAAUUAGCAAGUUUGUAUGCUUUCAGUGUUAUUUGGCCCAUAAUAAUGCUCACCAAUUUGACAGGAUACCAAAUAUGUUAACUUUACAUCAUAUGUUUUGGCUGGUAACCUGUUUCUUCUUAAUAAAACUGCUUCAGCAGACUCUUUUUGCUAACCAGUUUUGUGCGAAGCAAAAAUUAGCAAGGUACCAGUCAAAGCAUGGUGCAUAUGACAUGGUGUUUUUGCUGGUUACCUUAUUCUGGCAAGCAUAAUUUUGUUUUGCUUAGCUGAUUUGUGUGCUUACAUGUAAGUACCUCUAUGAAUUUUGGCCCAAGGCCCAAGUUCAUAAAGCUUGUAAGCAUCAAAACAUGCUAAGCCAUGAAAACAUGCUAAGCACAGAAAUGUCUUGCUUAGCAGAAACUAGGUUAUCAGCCAGUCUAUUUCCUUAAGUUGUUCCCUAGAUUCCCUUUGUUGUGACUGGUGCCAGACUCAACAGAAGUACUUUCUGCUAAACAGUAAAAAUUAAAUUGGGGCUUGGGCUCACAAUUUCAUAAAGCUGUUAAGCUGAGAAAGUAUUGCUUAGAUAAUUUAUUUCUCAAGAAAAUAAAUGAGUGGGCACCAGUCGCAACAAUGUAAAGUUAUGGAAUGUGUUGGUUGGUAACACUUUCUUCUAAGCAAGUUUUGUCUGUGCUUAGGAAGUUUUUUGCUUACAGGCGUUAUGAAAUCGGGCCUUCUUUAGGGGAUUAGCAUCUCUGAAAAACUGUGCCCAUUAGUACAUGUACAUUUAGAACAGCUCUCAAUGACAUUGGAUGCAGCAUGGCUACAAUGAUUGGUGUGUACAUACAUGUACACUAGCAUGGAACACUUGUAAUGUACUGAUGUACAUCAGCAAUGGAAUUACCUUUUUUGGUAAGUUUUGUAUCUUAAAAAUAUUGUUACUGGGCCUUAAAUUGUGCUUGACAAGUUGUAUUGUAACAGUUGUGUGUGUAUGCUUAGAUUUAAAGAUUUAGGAUGUAAUUGCUCAACUUGUAGUUCGCAAGCCUGAGGAAAUCUUAGCCCUGGUAGGAUGUCAGUAUACAAUUGUUGCAUGCUGUGACGGGGUCCAUGGCAUUUUGCUUUAAAUACAAAUAGCAUAACAAAUUCAGAACAAAACCAAAAUAUAUACCUCAAACCCACGCUAAAUAACAUCAAACAAUAUUUCAACUAUCAAAUUCUUAACUGAUUUUUAAAAUAAUACCUUAAAAUUAACUGAAAAUUGCGCGGUGGCUGUAUAGUCUACCCAAUAACUAACACUGGGACAUUGCUAAGCUCAUCCUAACUCUUGUGUCCUGUUUGUGGACGCAAACAUGUUUCAAUUCGAUGUGUACUCAUGCUAAGCAAAAAUAAUUAUAUCACGUGACAUCAGCUUGUUUGCUAACAAAAUGGCUACGCACAUUUAACAUUUGUAAAAAUGUUAUUGGUUGAUUUAAAAAUAAUGAAAGAUUCUCGAUGGUAAAAUUUGUGUAAUAAUAUUUUCAUAAAUAAAAUUAAAAUAUAUUACUUUAAAUACAAUAAGCUUAAAUUGCAGAACAAAAACAAAAUAUACACCUUAUUAACCCAUGCAAAUAUAACAUAAAAUAAUAUUCAAUUAUCAAAUUAUUGACUUGUUUAAAACAAUACGUUAAAACGUUUACCUGACAACUAUACCUUUGCGCGGUGGAUAUAUAAUCUACCCAAUAACUAAGAAUCAGAGAAUGCUAAGCUUUGGAGGUCGCAGGUUCAAGCCUUGCCCUAGUAAAUUUUUCUAUGUUCAACCCCAAUUCUGUUAACUAUUUUCCUUUAUAGAUAUUGAAUGUAUCAAAUAAUAACAUCAUACCCUACCUUUUUGCCUUACACGCAAACAAAAUAUGGCGUAACAAAUCAGAUCGCACGUCCAUAACAUGGUUUAUAUGUAGUUUCUUUAGAAAAAUUAUCACUUGAGCAUUCUCCUAGUUAUAUUGCCAUGAUUAUAAUCUGGAUAAAAAUAGUUCAAAUAUUUCAGCUAAAUAUACUGUUAUUCUCUUCACCUUCAUACAUAUAAUUUCCAAAAAACGUAACAAAUUAAACAGAAUAUAAUAUUGUUUACAUAUUGGGUGACUUUGGUAUGGCUAUUGCUGUUGCCUUUAGAAGCAAUGAGCAAGUUCGAGUGUUAACUAUACUCGAACCCAUGCAGGCUGGUCGACUAUUGGUCGACUACUCUGGUCGACCAUUUGGAACUAGCCUCAUGAUUAUGGAUUCUUCCGUGGUGCCGAUAACAUGUGUAAAGCGCAGAAGGGAACCAGUUACACUUUAGCGGAAAGCGGGAAGGCACUAAGCCAUUUUGAGGUAUGGUUGACACAGUACUAGGACACUGUGAUUUGGGUAACUUAGUCUAAAUAUAUGUGACCCGCUCUGCAAAAAAGGGUACUAAGGGACGAUAUGCUAAUUACAUUUAAAGAGGCGUUCAAUAUUGAGAUCCUGAAAAUAUGAUUUUGUCUUUCUUGGUUUAUUGGCUUCUAUUGCAUAAAUACUUCCAUAUUUUAUUCACAGAAAUAUCAUUUCAAUUUUUUUUAGUUGAAAAAACAAAGGUUUUUGUACCAAUUUUAGGUAACUUCCCUUAAAUUUUGAUAGGUGCAGUGCAGUGCACUCGCAAAGUACAUUUGGUGACUGCAUUUAAUAAAUACUUCUAUGAAGAAAAUUUAAAGGCUCUACGGGAUUAUGGGAAAAUCCUUAAAUCAGGGAAAGAAAAAAAAACGUACAUCACACACCUAUUCAGACUUGCCCCUGAAGAUAAAAAACACCACUCUGCCACUGUACGUCAUUUGCAAACUAAAAACCAAAAAACUGCACACACAAGUUUUACAGGCAAACAUCUUCUUCUGACAUAGAUUCAUCAGCAACUUAUCCUCAAUGAUAAACCCUUUGUGGAUAAACAACAUUUCUGCAACUUCUCCAGGGGUGGAUUUCACAACAGGAUGAGUUACUCGAUCGCCCUAACUUAGGUCCUAAAGUCUUAGGACAAGCCUUAAGUUUUUUUUAUAUCUCCUAGGACAAGUGCCUAACUCUUCGUGAAAUCGACCCCUGGAAAAGUUUUGAGAAGGUGCCUUUGAUAAUAUCAGAAAAUGGAUCCUUUAUGUGCAGAGCCACCAUGCCGACAGCGCAAAUACUGCCAGCCCAUUCACCAAGGCCAUCAAGUAGCUGGAGUGGAACCUGUGUCCAGACUUCUUCCUGUUGGACAAAAUGAAUCAACACCAUUAAGGAGUGGCGCAAGGGACAGCAGGAGAAAUGAGAUGGAGAACAAUGGCAAUUCCAACAGUCCCCACUCGCUCCAGCAACAACAACAACAACAGCCCCCAUUGUUUGGGAACAGACCCCCCAUGAUGAUGCCCCCAUUUGUGCCCCCUAAUCCCGGUUUGCCACCUCCAUCCUUCAACAUGGGGAUGCCUGGCCAGUCCAACAACAACAACAACCCCGGUAUGAUGAACAUGCCCCCGCCAAACUUUGGCGGUCCCAACAUGCCCCCGAUGGGUAUGCCGGGAAUGCCACCAGGGUUUCCGGGGAUGCCACCGGGUAUGCCACCGAUGAACCUUCCGCCCGGGAUGUUCCCUCCUGGCAUGGGCGCCUUCGGGAUGGGGGCACCGGGCGGGAUGAAUGCCGGGGCGACUAACCAGAAGGAAGAACACGACGACACCUCACAAGACACAGAUUCCAACAAACAAGUUGAUCAAACAGCCAACCAGCCAUCGUCUGCCCCUGGUUCUACUGCACAGACUGAUUCUGCAACUUCACAAUCUACGGCUGGACAGGAGUCUAAACCUGCAAAGAAGAGCGAUUGGGCGGAGCACAAAGCCCCCGAUGGGAGGACAUAUUUUUAUAACAGCGCCACCAAGCAGUCGCAAUGGGAGAAACCAAAUGAUUUAAAAACGCAGGCCGAGCUUUUGCUCUCUCAGAGUCCAUGGAAGGAGUACAAGUCAGACACAGGGAAAGUUUACUACUACAACACUGAGGCCAAGGAGUCCAAAUGGAUCAUACCCAAGGAGCUGGAAGAACUCAAAGCUAUGAUUGCGACCAAAAAGCUGGAUAAAGAACCAGAGACAGAGGCAGUAGCGACGGCAUCCAUUGAUGAUCCGCCCACAGAAUCAUCGUCCGACAAAACGCAAGAGAGCAUGACGGGCGACACAACCACUCCCGCUGCCGCACCCGCUAACACCACCGCCCAAAACAUGGCCGGGGUACCCGCAGUGGGUGCCAUGCCCAACAUGACGGGAGUUCCACCCAGCAUGGGCGCUAUGGGUGGUGGCAUGCCUGGUAUGCCCGGUAUGGGUGCAAUGCCCACACCCACCGGGAUGGCGCAUAUGCCCGUACCGGGCGCACCCAUGGUGGGUAUGGCCGGGAUGCCUGGGCCAAUGAUUGGGUUCAUGGCACAGCAGGGGGCGACAACGGGUAGCACCGGUGGAACGGGUAGCAUCGGUACGGCGGAGAACACGCCCAAUACAAAUAUCACAGAGGAUGAUGCUGACAGCUCCAGUGACUCCAGACCAGGUACACCUGACGUCAAGGAGAUUGUUUAUAACACAAAGGAAGAGGCUAAGGAAGCAUUCAAACUACUGCUCAAAGAUAAGGGUGUAUCCUGCAAUGCAUCAUGGGACACGGCCAUGAAGAUGAUCGUCAACGAUCCGCGAUACAAAGCCCUGACCAAGUUGAGCGAGAAGAAACAAGUCUUCAAUAACUACAAGGUGCAAAGGAGCAAGGAAGAAAAGGAAGAGAUGCGGGUGAAGGCAAAGUCGGCUAAAGAAGACCUCCAGAGAUUCUUGGAGACGCAUCCCAAGAUGAACUCCAACGUCCGAUAUAGGAAAUCGGAGAUGCUGUUUGAAAACGAGGAGGUCUGGAGGGCGGUGCCGGACCGAGACAGACGCGACCUCUACGAGGACGUCGUCUUCUUCCUGGCCAAGAAGGAGAAAGAGGAAUCCAAGAAUCUGAGGAAGAGGAACAUCGACUCGAUGAAUAACAUCUUAGACAGCAUGCCUAACGUGACCUUCAGAACGACCUGGACGGAUUGUCAACAGUAUCUGAUGGAGAACCCCACAUUCGCUGAAGACGAAGAACUCAUGAUUAUGGACAAGGAGGAUGCUUUGAUCUGCUUUGAGGAGCACAUCCGCCAGCUGGAGAAGGAAGAGGAUGAAGACAAAGAACGAGAGAGGUUGCUUCUCAAGAGAGGCUACAGGAAAUGCAGGGAGGGAUUCUUGGUUCUUCUGGAUGAGUUGCAUGAGCGAGGGCAGCUUCACUCCAUGUCACUCUGGAUGGAUCUCUUCCCGGUGGUUAGCUCCGAUCCUCGUUUUAAUCUUAUGCUAGGCAAUCCCGGAUCUACUCCAUUGGAUCUCUUCAAGUUUUACGUAGAGGACCUCAAGUCUCGUUUCCAUGACGAGAAGAGGAUAAUUAAAGACAUCUUGAAGGACAGAGCAAUGUCCAUCGAGAUCAACACAUCCUUUGAAGAUUUUGCGACGUCGAUCAGUACUGACAAGAGAGCUUCCACCCUGGACGCCGGAAAUAUCAAACUCACCUUCAACAGUUUGAUCGAGAAGGCGGAGGCUAGAGAGAAGGAGAGACAGAAGGAGGAAGCCAGAAAGCAACGAAGGAAAGAGGGCGCCUUCAAAUCCAUGCUCAAACAGUCGGCACCGCCCCUAGACAUCAACUCCAACUGGGAUGAUGUCCGUGAUAGAUUUGUUAAUGAGUCUGCGUUCGACGGAAUCACAGUUGAAUCAGAGAGAAUCCGACUAUUUAAAGAGUUCAUUCAGACACUGGAGGAGGCGUGUGCCCAUCAUCAUUCCAAAGCCAGCUCCAGGAAACAUUCUAAACAGAAGAAGAAACACCGAAGCAGACGCUCCAGAUCACGUUCCAUGUCUGAGUCGGAAGAGGAGCGAUCAAAGCGACGCUCCAAGAAGAAGAAGCGAUCCCGAUCACCCACACCCUCGGACUCAUCUUACGAAUCGGACCUCAGCAGUAAACGAUCCAUCUCCAAAAAACACAAAAAGAAGACCAAGAAGAGCAAGCGUAGACGAUCGCCCUCGUCGGGAUCAGAUUCUGACGUUAAAGAAGUUCCUCAUCAUCCGCCCAAAGCUUCUGCAGCUCCCGCUCCUCGUAAGACGGUCACUCCAUCUCGAGCAGGAGACACACCCAAGAAGGAGAAGACUGGUUGGGACACGUCAGAGAGCGAUCUGAGUGAAGGGGAGCUGGAAAAACAACGGCGGGCUCUCCUCGAACAACUCGCUGAAGGUUAAAGGUCAAGCAAGGUCAAAGGUGACCAACCAAUUUAGUGAGUAGCGACUCUUUUUGUAUAUCAGCGAUUGAAUUUGUUUGUUUUAAGGGAAGUGCUGUUAGACAAACCUGGCUUAAAGGAACAUUACAGAAUUGGUUUUUGCUCAUUAAACAGUUGCUGGCAGUGUAAGCACUUUACAUGUAUGUA